GAGACGGUCGCAUUUUAGCCUGUUUUUCCAAGGUACCCUCGUCCUUGUUUACACGGGCACUUAUCUCGACGAGAUACCGAUAAACUGUUAUCAACGAUUGGAGAAGAGAUUCCGGGCUAGACCUGCUAGCAAUCGGAUCAUUUGCCUACCUUCAUCAAUAGGUCAACUGGGUGCCAUUGCAGACCUCUUUCCUUGAACGUCGACGGCUUGCUGCAACCGAGGAACGCAGGUAUAUAUCUGUUCCAAUUGUUUGAUUUUCUGUUAAGGGAGCUCGAGAGGACGCGAUUUCUGCCUUCAACUGCUUUCGUCGUUUCGCUGAAGUUGCCCGCAAAGAUGUCGACCCAUACAGAAGCAAUAAAACUUUCUGACCCGCAGAAAGCAGUGAUGGAUUUGACCUCAGACAGCAAGUCGAGUUCCGAGGGACAGACGACGAUAUGGCCCGCGAGGGAAUUGCCGGAGCUUCUCAGAGACCUGUCAGAAGGGGAGUUGAAGAGCCUCGAGAAGAAGUUGAUCAGGAAGGUUGACUUACGGAUGUUGCCCACAAUGAUUCUGAUCUAUAUCAUGAACUACCUCGAUAGGAAUGCCAUUGGCUCCGCUAGACUAGGUGGGUUAGAGAAAGACUUGGGUCUGACUGGCAACGAAUUCCAGACCUGCGUUUCGAUCCUCUUUGUCGGGUACAUCCUGAUGCAAGUACCUUCAAACAUGUUCCUCAACAAAAUCGGACGCCCUGCCAUCUAUUUGACGGGAUGCAUGUGCGUUUGGGGUAUAUUGUGUGCCUGUAGCGGCGCCACACAUAGUUUCGGAGGCUUGUUGGCAACUCGAUUCUUUCUUGGGUUUGUUGAAGCAGCCUUCUACCCAGGCUGUCUUGCAACUCUCAGCUCCUGGUACGUCCGCAAAGAGCUCGGCGUCCGCACUGGGCUAUUCUACAGCGGUUCCAUGCUCUCGGGAGCCUUCUCUGGUCUUAUUGCCGCCGGCAUCACGAAUGGCAUGGACGGCGCUCGCGGCCUGCUAGCCUGGCGUUGGCUUUUCAUCAUUGAGGGAUCACUCACCGUCGCCAUCGCUCUCGGCGCCUUCUUCGUGCUGCCAGACUUCCCCGCCAACACCAAGUGGCUAACGGACCAAGAACGACAGCUGGCGAUGUGGCGCAUGGAAGUCGAUGCUGCGGGCGAAGAGGACUGGACGAACUCCUCUUCACAACCCAUAUUUGACGGCUUCAAAAUGCUCUUGAUUGACCCGAUCAAUUGGAUUCUUGUUGUGCUUGUCUAUGGUGCUGCGUCGUCGAUUUCUAUCAAUAGCUUCUUCCCCACCGUUGUCGCGAGUCUCGGAAAGGAUCGCAUUACGACGUUGCUUCUUACCUCGCCGCCCUAUCUUCUGGCGUGCAUCGUUUGCGCGGCAGUGUCUUGGAAUGCCGACCGCAUGAACGAGAGAUACUGGCAUACCGUCGCCCCGCUGGCUUGCUCACUCGUCGGUUUCAUCAUCUCCAGCGCCGCAACGGGGAUCGGGCCGCGGUACUUUGGCGCGAUGAUCAUGCUUCCUGGGAUCUACACUGGCUUCAACAUGUCCAUGGUCUGGACAGCCAACACGAUCUAUCGACCCACGUCCAAGCGCGCCGCUGCGGUCGCGUUCAAUAAUGCAUUUUCUACACUCUCAGGCAUCUACGGAUCUUACUUAUACCCCAAUAACGCGACGCCAAGGUUCGUCUUGGCUUUCAGCGUGAAUGCCGCUAUGGCAUUGAUGGCGAUUGUCGCUGCCACUGUGUUGCACUUUGUCCUGAAGAGGGAGAACAAGAAGCUGGAGAUCAGGGAGUAGGAAGCAGAGGCUGUUGGUCAGCCAUUAUUGAUUGGAAAAGGCUUUAGAUAUGUCAUCUAAGGGACGAAUUGUUGGAU
Messenger RNA from Colletotrichum godetiae, 1886 nucleotides. RefSeq names its product major facilitator superfamily domain-containing protein. Bases 334 to 1809 code for a protein of 491 amino acids. Gene Ontology annotation, biological process: transmembrane transport. The transcript is spliced from 5 exons. Lineage: Eukaryota; Fungi; Ascomycota; Sordariomycetes; Glomerellales; Glomerellaceae. The record is from RefSeq and is a predicted model, not a curated record. Gene Ontology annotation, molecular function: transmembrane transporter activity. Gene Ontology annotation, cellular component: membrane.